AUUAUUUAUAUUUAAAUGAUGAGAAUAUGUGAUAGCGGUAAAGAUAUUAUUAUAUAAAAAUAUUUAUGUGUAAUAAACGAAUAGACACUUAUUUCUCAAUGAAUUUUGUGCUGAACUGUGAUAAAGAACUGAUCUAUUGAAAAUAAAUAAAAGGAAAAAUAACAACAUGGAACACAUAAGACAAUUUGAUUGGUGUUACUCUGAACAUGAAAAUUAUUUUGUAAGAGAAAAUGAUCUGGACAGCUGUGUGACAGAGAGGAUACUAAGGAAUAAAUUCCGAGACCCGCUAAUUUCCAGCGAAUCAGAAGAUGAAAAACCUACAUUCAAUUGGAAUGAGAUAUUAGCAAAGCAAGAAAUGAACAAUGCACAACACAGAGUGUUUGUACCUGGAUUCCGUAACAUACUGCCUCACCCUAAGCUUUCCAAUCUGACGAAGUCACAGCACUUUCAAUGUCUAAAGGUGCUCUGUGCUAAAAAUCCUAACAUAUUGCCAAAAGAAUUUAUACCACCACCAAAGAAUUUUGAUUAUAAAGUUUUUCAAGAAGUACAAAAAGCUUACUCUGAGGAACAGAAGGAAUUUGUAGUGUGGGCUAAAACUCUGUGGACAACAAACCAUUGUAUAAGAGCUCUCAGACCAAAGCCCCUUGUGGAAACAAUAUAUGAGGCAGAGUUUUCAAUAAGGGCAAAACAAAUGGAAUCAUUUCCUAAGAAUUAUACAAUAGCUGCACAAAUACCGUUAGAGUCAAGAAAUGACAAGUAUGAAAUGAUACACGAGAAAGAAUUAAUAAGUGUGGAUAUAAACAGCUUACCACAGAUAAGCGAUCCCCAGCCUAUCAAGAAGAAGCUGACCAUCAUGAUACCAAGAGCUGUACCGGAGCCAUGUACAAAGCACCCAUGCAGAAUUGUAUUACCAUACGAGUCCUCCAACACAACUCUGCCACUGACAGAGGUGCACUUCGCACUGGCUCAGUACGCGGUGGAGCAAGGUGCGUCAUGUGUGGCCGAUGAGAACGCGCUUAUCUGUCUGCUGCGGACGGACAGGCACUGGACUUUUUCUCUAUCUGUCUGCGAAGUUGUUACAGCAGAGGGUAGCCGUCAGAGUGUGGUGGUGCUGGGAGGAGAGCUGUCAGUGCAGCGUCAGUGCGCGCAGACUCGCACGCACACAGCUUACACACAUCUGCUGACACACGCCCUCGUACCGGAUGAAGAAAAAGCAAAACUAUAUUACAAGGGCAAAGAAACAGCAGCGAACAAUAUGAAUACUUUCACAGAUCUGUGUCAAGAUUCGGACGACUCUAGUGACGAUGAUUGUCCCCUGUACAUUGUUGCGGAAGAAAUAAAGCAAGCAAAUAAUACUGAUACUGACGAAGUGACCGAUGAGAAAAAAUCUUCAACAAACGACUCUAUAUCCAAUGAAGAAAAUACAAACUCGAAAACUAAACUAAAAGAAGAUGAUGAUCUUUACAAAUGUACCUGCCAAGGUACGAUAUUCGAGCGUCCGCCGCCGCGCUCCUUCAACAAAUGGCGGUUUAAAAACAUUACCAAUGCGGAUAACUUCAGUAUUAUUGUGCACUGCUCACACAAACUUAAGGACUCAAUGGGCGAGGUGGUAGUGGAGCCCGUGCUGGAGUACCAGCUGGAGCUGGGCGCCAGCGCGCUCUCCCCGCACUCCACCGCCAGCCUGGCGCUCGCCCUCAUGCUGAGGAGGCGCGCCUCGCUCCUCACUGUGCGAGUGGACGGUCAGUCGGGCGAGGUGGUGCGCCUCGACACCACCAGUCUGGAGGAGCUGAGGGGGGACAACCCGGCGGCGAGCGAGGCGGCCGCUGCGCACACGCUGGCCACCACGCUGGCCCAGCUGCGGGGACUGCGACCCGGACACUAUUUGCUCAAGCACGAGCCUAGCCACGGCAUGAACGCGCUACUGUACCGGCCGUGCGGUGCGGGUGAGGUGGGCGGGGUUGGCGAGGAGGGCGGGGCGAGCGCGGCGGAGGGCGUGUCUGAGCGCGAGCGGCUGGAGUUCAGCUGCGAGCAGCGCGCGGACGCGGACGAGGCGCAGGCGGUGCGCGUGCCGCCCGACAUCGUGCCGCUGCUGCUGCCGCUGCACAAGUUGCGCAGGACGCUGCCGUGCGCGUUCACCCCGCACGAGCUGCAGGUGGCCAAGGAGAGCAAGAAGCCCGCCGCACGACAGAAACCUCCGCCGCAGGCAAUCACGUUGGGCGCGCAGGAGGAGGGCGCGGGGAACACUAAGGUACCGCGGCGACCGCGACCGCGACCGCGACUGCGACCGCUCGCUUGUCUUAGGGUUAGCGCGAGGCCCCGCUCUGCGUUAAGUAUCCACCGCGUCGACGCUUCACCUCGCCCUUCGCCGCACACAACCAUACGCAACUUGCAAUGUCAAACUGUCAAAAGACGACUGUCAUAUCGACUAUAGAUGACUCCCCCCCCCCACUCUUACAAUACAAUA
Messenger RNA from Papilio xuthus (Asian swallowtail), 2464 nucleotides. RefSeq lists its product as uncharacterized. The record is from RefSeq and is a predicted model, not a curated record. Gene Ontology annotation, cellular component: transcription elongation factor complex. Lineage: Eukaryota; Metazoa; Arthropoda; Insecta; Lepidoptera; Papilionidae. The transcript has 15 exons. Gene Ontology annotation, biological process: positive regulation of transcription by RNA polymerase III; snRNA transcription by RNA polymerase II; snRNA transcription by RNA polymerase III. Bases 167 to 2431 code for a protein of 754 amino acids.